AUGGCGCUCGACAACUAUUAUCGCAACAAGAUUGAGAGCAUGAAGCUCGAAAUCAUUCAGGGUCAGGCUGUCUUACGGAGACUGGAAGCACAGCGCAAUGACUAUAAUUCGAGGGUGCGGUUACUUCGGGAAGAGCUCGGCCUGCUUCAACAGCCUGGAUCCUAUGUCGGGGAGGUAGUCAAAGUGAUGAGCACCAAGAAAGUCCUCGUCAAAGUGCAUCCCGAGGGCAAAUAUGUGGUGGACAUUGCGGAUGGCGUUGAUAUCAGCAAGCUCACUGUAGGAAAGAGGGUCGCUUUACUCUCGGAUUCCUACAAGUUGGAGAAGAUGCUACCCUCGUCGGUUGACCCGCUGGUGUCGCUAAUGAUGGUCGAGAAGGUGCCUGACAGCACGUAUGACAUGAUUGGUGGACUCGACCAGCAGAUCAAGGAAAUCAAGGAAGUCAUCGAGCUUGGCUUAAAACAUCCGGAGUUGUUCGAGUCGCUUGGUAUCGCACAGCCAAAGGGAGUACUUCUCUACGGACCUCCAGGAACCGGCAAAACCCUGCUUGCCCGAGCGGUAGCCCAUCACACCGAUUGUCGGUUUAUCAGAGUGAGCGGAUCGGAAUUGGUGCAAAAAUACAUCGGUGAAGGUAGCCGCAUGGUUCGCGAGCUAUUCGUAAUGGCUCGAGAGCAUGCUCCCAGUAUCAUAUUCAUGGAUGAGAUCGACAGCAUUGGAUCCAGCCGCAUAGACUCGGCGGGUUCGGGUGAUUCAGAGGUACAGCGGACGAUGCUUGAGCUUCUCAAUCAAUUGGACGGAUUUGAGCCUACCAAGAACAUCAAGAUCAUCAUGGCCACCAACCGGCUUGACAUCCUGGACCCGGCCUUGUUACGUCCUGGCCGGAUUGACCGGAAGAUUGAGUUCCCCCCGCCGUCGGUGGAAGCACGUGCCGAUAUUUUGCGAAUCCACUCGCGGUCGAUGAACUUGACGCGAGGCAUCAACCUAACGAAGAUUGCGGAGAAGAUGAACGGAUGUUCUGGAGCUGAACUGAAGGGUGUGUGCACGGAAGCAGGCAUGUACGCUCUGCGAGAGCGGCGAGUACAUGUUACUCAGGAGGAUUUCGACCUAGCCACCGCCAAGAUCCUCAACAAGCACGACGACAAAGAAGUCGCAGUCUCCAAGCUUUUCAAGUAA
Molecule: messenger RNA, 1170 nt
Organism: Aspergillus tubingensis
Lineage: Eukaryota; Fungi; Ascomycota; Eurotiomycetes; Eurotiales; Aspergillaceae
Product: proteasome regulatory particle base subunit RPT6
Exons: 3
Coding region: 1-1170 (389 amino acids)
Biological process (GO): proteasome-mediated ubiquitin-dependent protein catabolic process
Cellular component (GO): proteasome regulatory particle, base subcomplex
Molecular function (GO): ATP hydrolysis activity; proteasome-activating activity; ATP binding
Source: RefSeq, a predicted model, not a curated record